Messenger RNA from Didymosphaeria variabile, 3237 nucleotides. RefSeq names its product ubiquitin-specific protease doa4 (gene DOA4). Gene Ontology annotation, cellular component: cytoplasm. Gene Ontology annotation, biological process: protein deubiquitination. Lineage: Eukaryota; Fungi; Ascomycota; Dothideomycetes; Pleosporales; Didymosphaeriaceae. The record is from RefSeq and is a predicted model, not a curated record. Gene Ontology annotation, molecular function: cysteine-type deubiquitinase activity. Bases 1 to 3237 code for a protein of 1078 amino acids. The transcript has 4 exons.
AUGAGUGCAGCUGCUCCCUUGCCUCCCCCAGGUCCCCGCCCCACACAUGCCAUGAACGGUUACCCCAAUGGCGCUUCCGGUCCUGGUGCAGAUGGCUGGAGGGGCAGCGAUGCAGGAGGGCCUCGAGGCGCUGGGGGACCUUUUCCCCCAAUCGCCGAGAUCACCGCCUCUGCGACAGACAAAGUGAAUGAAAUGAGAGGCCUGACGAUUGGACAUCUCCUCGAACAGGCCAAAUAUCACAUGAGUCAGGCCAUAACAUCGAUCAACGGUCGCCAGUCACCUGCCGCUGCUUUUUGGGAGUAUCUCGUUGCAUACAAAAUAGUGGUCGAGAUCAUACCCAGGCACAGAGACUACAUCGACCGCGUCGAGACGACCCGCGGCCAGCUGCAUCGAGAUUUCAAUCAGGUGCUCAAGGAAGUCGGAGCAAACGAGGAUAGAUUUACGAAUAUCAAGAACAUCAUCACCAACGACAAUAAACGCAAUGGUGCCCAGCAUCCACCUUCACAGCCCGCAUCACGGCCGACUUCGUCCAAUGGCUUUCACAUGCGACGUGACGACGAACUCAUGCUUCCUAACGUACCAUCUGGUCCGCCAGUCGGUCUGUCAACGCCAGCAGUGCCACCGGAAUCUCCACGGCGAAAACCACCUGUCCAGCCAAAACCUCAGUCGCUGCACGGUCGUGCUGUUCACCAGAGCACAUCUUCCGUCAACAGCGCAUCCUUCAACGAUCUCGGCGAACGAUUUGCGAAGCUUAGAGGCGCUGCUGCACCAAUAGACACGUCUUCCGGACGCUCGAGCAUGGAUCUCUCGGUGAAGAUGCCCUCUCCUUCGGACUACUCAUCCCAUCCUCGAGGCCCUCGUGGUAUGCCUCCGCCAUCACACCUGCCACCACCACCUCCUAUAGCACUCAAUACUCAAUGGGCAGCCUCUUUACCGAAAGAACCGAGCCCUACUUAUAGCCCGGCACGAAACCUCUCUCUGCCCAGCAAUAUCAAACCUCCCCGUAGUACGCCUCGGAGUAUGGUUGGUACAGGUGGCCGAACAAACUCCGUUGCCUCUAGUGCAUCUUAUCAAGCACCGAAUACGAAUGGACAGUCCGACAGUUACUUCCCACAACAGUCCAAUGCGUCGGUGGAUCCAUCGUUGAGAAGAAAGUCUGUUAGCAAGCCCGCGGAAAGCCAGAUCACUGCCGAAAGGCUAUACGAUUAUAUUCGAAUGUACAACGUUCUCUUGAUAGAUGUCAGGAGUAGGGAGGAAUUUGAUGCAGGCCACAUUUUCAUUCAUACGAUUAUGUGUAUAGAGCCGGCCAGUCUCCAGGAUGGCUUCUCUGCCGGACAGCUUCAGGAUCGACUUGUCAUCUCACCCGAUGAAGAGUUGGCUUUAUUCGAGCGACGGAAUGAGUUUGAUCUAGUAGUCUACUAUGACGAGUCUACAAAAACAAACUCGUUCCUGAACAAAUACAACCCGAACGAGCGCGAACGACCCCUGAAGCAAUUAUACGAGACUUUGCAAGAGUUCAACCAUGAGAAGCCUUUACAACGACCGCCUAUCUUCUUAAUGGGAGGCAUUGAUGCUUGGGCUGAUCUUGUCGGCUCUCAAGCAUUGAAGAUGACAUCGACCGCUGCGUUGGUUGCCAGCGGCCAGACAAGGACCCGUCCACUGCGGCGUGUACCACAUCCAACGCGUCUUCUGACAAGCCGAAAGACCUCUGGGAGACGCGACUACACGCCUAUGGAUCUUGAAGAGCAGAAUCGUUUGUUAGAGGAAGCACGACGGGGGCGCGCAGUCGUUGAGCAACCUCCACAGGAGGAGGACGAAGACGAAGUCGAUUCGCCCAUGUAUCGAACUACUGAAGAGUUCUUGCGAAGAUACCCCGACUUGGACGACCAACAAUCGAUGAUGUAUCCUCCAUCACGACCACAACAAGCGAACCAGUAUAUUCAGCCUUCAAUACCUCCUGCGCCAUCUCGACCAGCACCAUCCGUUCCUAGGCCUAGUUAUACGGGAGUUCACGAACGGCAACUCACUCGCCAAUCGAGCGGAAAUCAGCCACCAGUGUACGUGUCGAGUGGUCGUGGUGCAUCGAACCGCCUUCACAAGACUGGUCUGAUCAAUUUUGGGGUAACCUGUUAUAUGAACUCGGUAGUCCAGUGCCUGAGCGCCAAUCCGAACCUCACCGCUUGGUUCCUCAGUGGACGAUAUGCGGAGUAUCUGCAGAAACGGAAUUGGAAGGGGACCGAAGGAAUUCUUCCCGAAGCCUAUGCAACGCUGCUGUCGAAUUUGUACAAGGGCGACACUUCUGCUAUUCGCCCGUCCACCUUUAGAAAAGUGUGCGGACGAUUCAACCAAACCUGGCAAAUCGACGAGCAACAGGAUGCAAAAGAGUUCUUAGAAUUUGUGCUUGACAUGAUGCACGAAGAUCUAAACACUGUCUAUAAUAAAGCGCCCCUUCGUGAUUUGACGGAAGAGAUGGAAAUGGCUCGCGAACAGCUUCCACGACCAUACGCUGCGAAGAUUGAAUGGAAUCGCUACCUUCAUCGCAACAGCUCCUUGAUCGGGAAUCUUUUCGCCGGACAGCAUGCGUCACAACUUACGUGCAAAAAAUGCGGAAUCACGAGCACCACCUACGAAGCCUUCUGGAGCAUCAGCGUGGAGAUUCGACAGGACAAGGCAUGCGACAUAAGAGACUGUCUACGCAGUUACUGCUCUGUUGAGACUCUCGAUUCAUCUGAUACCUGGAAGUGCCCGCGCUGCAAGAAACAGCGUGAAGCGACCAAAAAAAUAACUCUUACGCGCGCACCAGACACGUUAGUCGUACACUUCAAACGCUUCAGCGCUUCGCACGGCCAAGCCGCGAGGAAGGUUCGCACACCCGUGUCCUUCCCGCUCCAGGGUCUUGACAUGGGACCCUUCAUGGAGCCGCCCAUUACACCCGAAGGCGAAGCCAAAGCGCGCGCCAACAACACACAGGCAGAUAUGCAGCUGGCGCAGUUGAAGACCGAUCCUGCGAUGAACCCACCAUACAUGUACAACGCGUAUGCUAUCAUUUUCCAUCAUGGCGCGACGCUCGGGAGUGGACAUUACACGGCUAUGGCUAAAGAUCAGGCGAAAGGGUGCUGGCGAAACUUCAACGACGACCGCAUACGAGACUUCGAGCCGAUGCAGAUGCCGGCAGAAGACCGCGAGAAGGCUUACGUCGUAUUCUACCAGAGAGAACGAGUCGCUGGCGGCAUCUAG